Molecule: messenger RNA, 986 nt
Organism: Pseudophryne corroboree (corroboree frog)
Lineage: Eukaryota; Metazoa; Chordata; Amphibia; Anura; Myobatrachidae
Product: P2Y purinoceptor 4-like
Exons: 1
Coding region: 12-986 (324 amino acids)
Biological process (GO): G protein-coupled receptor signaling pathway
Cellular component (GO): plasma membrane
Molecular function (GO): G protein-coupled receptor activity
Source: RefSeq, a predicted model, not a curated record
AACGUUGCGGGAUGCUGAACACAUCGGGGAACUACACCGGCUGUCAGACGCCACCAACUAUCCCCUUCACCCCCAUCUUCUUGAGCUUCAUCUACUUUGUUUGCUUCGUGUUUAAUUGCAUCAGUCUAUGGAUUUUCUGGUUUCGAGUAAAACAAUGGAACUCAUCUGUGGUUCUCCAGUUCAACUUGGCCAUCUCCGAUGCCAUCAUCACUCCAGCAGCUCCGCUGAUGAUCAUAUACUCCGUAACCGACCACUGGACCUACGGGACAUUCUUAUGUCAGUUUAUGGCCUUCAUGCUCAGCGUUCAAGUAUAUGGAAGCAUCUAUUUCCUCACAUUAAUCAGCGUCCACCGAUAUUUUACUGUUGCUCGCAACAAUAACAGUACUUCCUGGACCAGGAAGCCUUUCAUCACCAAACUGUGCCUCGGUGUCUGGGGAUUUCUCCUUGUACAAGGUUUUCCCUUUUUCUUUGUUCUGCAAACAUCUGAAGUACAUGGAGUUACCAAGUGUCUCAAUUCUCAUCGAACCGAACUAGCAAUGUUAUUUUUCGUUUGGAACUGGGUCGCACUCUUCACCAGUGUCCUCUUUCCUUUCUCCAUAACAUUGGUCUGCUACAUUCUCCUGAGUCGCUAUAUCCUCAAGGUGAAUCCUAUGAACACUCUCAGCAAAGUCAUGGUGACCAAAUCCUUACAGACCAUAUUAGUCUCCUUAAUCAUAUUUAUAAUCUGCUUUAUCCCUGUACAUAUAACCAGGACAGUGGACGUCACAAUCAGUUUAUUUUUCCCAACCUUGUGCUCUUUACUUGAAAUAGUCGAUGUUUCCUAUUAUUUUGCAAGUCUGAUGACAGCAACAAACUGCUGUUUGGAUCCCAUAAUAUACUGUUUUGCCUCAGCCAGAUUUAGGAGCACAUUCACCGGCUGGUGCAGCUUUCCGUACAGCCGUGGUAACGGCCAGAGAAACACAGCAGAUGAAGCUCAUGGUGACUAA